GACCUCCCGAGGAACCCUCAUGCCCUCAAUCGCACACACCACCACCGAGAUGUCGCUCGUAACUCCCAACGAGCAGAUCGUGAGCGGGAUUCAGAAAGGCUACGCGAUCGAUGUCGGAAAGAGCCACGAGAAACACGAGAUCGGUGUCGGCAAGGCCGUGAGUCGUCCAGCCCGGCGUCGCACGCGAGAAGGUGUUCAUCUCGGUGCGUGUCCCGACGGACGGGUACGAUCCCGGGUACGCAAUCCAGUUCACUCUCAAGAACCUCGGGCUGAAAUACAUUCACCCCUAUCUCCUCCCUACCCCGCCAGGAUUCAGCUUGUCGGGCGGACAGAGCCGGAUUGUGCCCGUGUGGGCGAAGAUGGAGCGAUUGAAGGAGAAAGCACCAGUCAAGUAAGCUACGUUGACCAAAAAACGCUCCAUUUCCAGGAACUAAGCACCCGGUCAAUGCAAAAAAACAUCGGGGUCCUCGACUUCGGCGUGAUACACAUCGCCCAACUGCUCGUCGAAGCUAAAAUCCAGCCGGCAGUCAACCAGAUCAUAUAUAACCCAUACCAGCACGUGAAGAACGGUCCCAUCAUCGACCUGUGCCGGAAACUGGAUAUCGCCGUUCGCGCGUACGAAUGUGUCAUGCCGCUUGGAGGGACCGGAGUCACGGGACCACUAGCAAGGAACUUGCCGAUAACGAGUCGGCGGUUGGGGCCCGGAUGCGACUCCCACGAGUAUCCUGCUUGCCUGGAUCAAAUCCAAAUCCAAAGGUGUCCUCCCCCUCCUGUGGAAAUCUGAGCGAGACAGACAGACUGAAAGAUGACGUCGAGACCAACUCACUGGGCGUGUGAUUCCAAAUUUUCAAUGUGCUGGUUCAUUAGUGCUGAUCGGAGGUGUGACUCGGCCAGGCAUGGUCCCAGCUGACUUGGCCGCAAUCGAUACCCUGGGCAUGAUGGGUGGUGAAAAACCUGCAGCUGAUUUGGGGAAAGACACCAUCGCAGCAGGGAUGAUGAGCGCGUUGGUAAAUCUCAUAGGAAAUGUUAUAUCCAACUCGUAGGAUGAGUAGCAAUUGUUGCGUGGUGAGAUCAUUGGAUACCGUGACGGCAGGUCUAUUCUCAUGUUUAUUAUUCCGAAGAGAGCUUGG
Mycena citricolor is the source of this 1130-nucleotide messenger RNA. The record is from the annotation of a GenBank genome assembly. Lineage: Eukaryota; Fungi; Basidiomycota; Agaricomycetes; Agaricales; Mycenaceae.